UCCAUUCAUACGCCCAGGCUUUUGGCUUUAUGUAGUUUUCAGCUCCACUUUGUGUAAACGCUUCAGUCAAUUUGGACUUAGUGUUAGCUUAAAAUAUUUCUCUGGCUAUUCCCGAGAGUUCUUCGCACUUUUCCAUUUUACUCACUAGAGAAACAUGAGCUUUUUGAAGUAGUAGGUAAAUUUAAAGUGCAGUCAGUAGGUGUUUUAAUUAAUGCGUCUGUCCCUGCGAUGGCAAAACCUUUAGAUCACAUCAAGAGACCUAUGAACGCCUUCAUGGUUUGGUCCAGAGGUCAGAGGAGGAAGAUGGCCCGGGAAAACCCGAAGAUGCACAACUCUGAAAUCAGCAAGAGACUCGGAGCGGAGUGGAAAAUGCUCUCCGACUCUGAGAAGCGUCCCUACAUCGACGAGGCCAAGAGACUGCGGGCUCAGCACAUGAAGGAGCACCCGGAUUACAAGUACAGACCCCGGCGCAAACCUAAGAGUCUCCUGAAGAGGGACCGGUUCGUUUUCCCGCUGCCGUCUUUACUCGGGGACGCAGCGGAACACUUGAAAGGAUUUUCCAUUGACUCUUUUCUCGUCCCCGGAGAUAAAGCCAGAGCUCUCCUGGCUCCCGCCUCCUCCGCUUCCUCAUUCUCUCUCCUGGAGCCGGUGGCACAUUUCAGCACCGGAGCUGUCCAGCGGAUGGCGGAGAUACCGCACGCUCUGACCGCAGGCGCCGUGCCCUACAGCGCGCACACCUUUGGAUACCAGACUGGAGGGUUUGGGGGUCUGCCCUGCCCCGCACAGCACACCCACACUCACCCAUCGCCUUCCGGCCCGGGAUACGUGAUGCCGUGUAACUGUGGCGCCUGGUCUGCAGCUAGUUUACAGCCCCAGGUGGCAUAUAUCCUCUUUCCUGGAGGGAUGACAAAGAGCGGCAUGGACUCGUACGCUUCACCCAGGUCCAGUGUGUGACAGACUGGAUACACAUAAAGACGCAUGGGCAGGAGGGGGAAUGUUUGCGCACAGAAAGAAGAAAGGGUCGUUUAGAGACUCAGGCUUACAUCUUAAAAUUACUCAGCAAGAUGACCACAUUUAAAUAUUAAAGUGUCAGCGCAGAUAUUUCAGUCAUGGAUUGAUAAAAAACAAACAAACAAACAAACAAAAAAACAAAAAAACAAAGCUAUAAAAGUCCCUGUAUUACUCCUUAUUCCAUGUAAAUAGAGUAAAAAAAGUAUUCAGAGAAGGGGAAGGGUGGUGAUGAUGCUAAUUUGUUACUCUUUUGUAAGAAAAAUCGUUUCAGUUUAAAUACAGUGGACAUGCAUAACAUAGGACCAACAUGUCGAAAGCUCAAGUUAUAGACUUGUCCCCUCCCACCUUUCCAAAAAAGUCAGGUUUUGUAUUUUUCAUUAGUUCUCACACUUGGACAGUUAUUCCACAGAAUAUCUGCUUCAUUAAGUGGGACUGUUUUUGUUUGAUUGAUUUAUUUGUACUCUGAAUUGGGAAUAAUAAAUGUUUUCAGAGGGACUGUCUAUAUUUGUAUGUUUAGAACUGCAUUAAGUCUGUGUUAAACCGGGUCAAGCAGUGGGUCAGUUGCUGUUUGAUGAAUAAUAUUAAGCAGAAUCUUGUAGUUGUAGUCACUGGGGGUGAUCCACAACCCUGUUAAUCAUAUUUUACAUCACACAUGAGCUGUAAUAAUUACUUCACUGCGAUUGUGUUAAGCUGGGGGAAAUUCGCGAUGUGUUUGCAUGACUGAGCGCUCUAACCACCUAUCUUCUGAUAAGCUGUUUUACAGACUUGCACUAAAGACAAACAGAUACUAAAAAAUCACAGACACUUCACAGCAACUGACAAACAUUGCAAACAUUACAAAAUUACAUUUUCCAGUCCAGUCAUGUUUGACUACCGCAUGACUCUGUGUGUGUAUGUGUGUGUGUGUUUAAGCAAAAGUGAGCCAGGGUGAUGAUAAGCGAAUAAUAGAAACUUAUCUCCUCUCCCGUUUGUUGACCAAGUGAUAAGCAGAAUCAUGGAAACUGUAUGAGGUACCAGUUUGUUUCACGUCUACAAUAUACAAGAAAGAGAACUCACAGUGAGCUUUGGUCUUGAUGUUCAAAAGCUCAGCAAGCAAAUCUCUUGUAUUUGGAAGUGUAAAUGGGAAAAAAAAAAACAAGGUGUCCUUUAUUGUCUAAAUGUGCAUUUG
This is a messenger RNA of Oreochromis niloticus (Nile tilapia), 2179 nucleotides long. Its product is annotated as transcription factor Sox-14. The record is from RefSeq and is a predicted model, not a curated record. The coding region runs from base 229 to 954 and encodes 241 amino acids. Gene Ontology annotation, molecular function: DNA-binding transcription activator activity, RNA polymerase II-specific; RNA polymerase II cis-regulatory region sequence-specific DNA binding. Gene Ontology annotation, biological process: positive regulation of transcription by RNA polymerase II; neuron differentiation; brain development. Gene Ontology annotation, cellular component: nucleus. The transcript has a single exon. NCBI's taxonomy places the organism in Eukaryota, Metazoa, Chordata, Actinopteri, Cichliformes, Cichlidae.